Pocillopora verrucosa is the source of this 3727-nucleotide messenger RNA. NCBI's taxonomy places the organism in Eukaryota, Metazoa, Cnidaria, Anthozoa, Scleractinia, Pocilloporidae. The record is from RefSeq and is a predicted model, not a curated record.
GGUAAGCAACCGUCCGUCCACUGAAAAGUGAAACAACAUGAGCGAGAACGUUGGCGUCCUGGAAGUGCGUUCUUUCGGGCAGCCAUUUCAGUUGGGAAUGCUGUACGACUAUCGUAGUCACCACCUUGUUACAGGGCCAGCAUUGUGGGAAUCUGACAUACAAACGAAGAUCUCCUCCUCACGCAUCUCCCCACAGUCUAAAUACGAAGUCUUCCCAGGCGGGAACGUGGAAGAGAUGGCAAAGAUUUUUGGUAUCGACUCUAACUUUCGACUGAGUUUGAUGACAGGAUUGGUGAACCCAUAUGGAAUUGGAAAAUUCAUUAUUGAUGGGGAUCCCUCAAAGAAGAACAAUUUGGUUCGCAUUAUUCUCAAGUAUGAAACCAUAUCGAGAUUUGAAGAACUUAGCAUGGAUCAAGCAAAGACAGAGCCUUACAGAGACCUAAGCUCAGAGAUGACAGCUACACACUUUGUAUCGCGUAUAGAAUAUGGUAGAGAAGCGAUAUUCGUCUUUGACAGAAGAUUAGACGAAAACGAAACAUUUACCGAUGUCGAAACCGACCUAAAGUUUGCUGUCGACUCCCUGCCCCAAAUUGAGGUAGAAAGUAAUGGAUAUGCACGUGCAACUGAGCUAGACGAUGAGGAACUGAGUAAAGUUGUUUGUACUUUUUAUCAAGAUAGAGACCAGGCCAGUUUCACCAGUGGUAUGACUUAUGAAGAUGCUCUGCGGGCUUACAGUGAACUCAAGAAAAACGAAGAAAGCCAUGUGUAUGAAGUUCCUAAAAGGGUUUGGCUCCAACCAUUGAGUACUUUGGACCCACAACUGGUACGGCGAGUGCGCGAGGUUAGCCCUCAUGUGACUGAUGCUUUGCAAAACGUCUUGGCAAAUUUCAACGAGUUUGAAACGAGUUUAUGUGGCCUCGUCGAUGAUAACACGUGUUCCACCUUUCCUACAAUCAAACAGCGGAUCACAAGAUGCGGAAAAGCGGUUUCCAGGUACAAAAAGAACAUUCUUAAGACAAUUUCCGAGAUGUUACCAGUGGUGCGAGGAGGUGAUGAAGAAGAGCAAGUACUUACCGACGCUCUCAACAUAGUUGCGUCUUCUCCGUUUCAUCACGACCGCCUCUCGUCGUGGAUCAGUGGUAUGAAGAAGGAGAUGAAACUGUUGUCCAUGUACCUAGAAUUCUUCAGAGGAAUCCAGCUGGUAACGACUCUGCAAGAUCUUGACAGUGUGAUCAAUUCCUUAGAGUAUGAUCAGGUUGUUUGCUUUUCCCUGAUGACGGUUGGGUAUGAAGAUGCACUGGUUGAACAAAUGUAUGCAUUUCUGCGAACUGGCAGUUGGACAUCAGAACAUCUCUCGACACAAUCAUGGUAUGAAAAACCUGAAACAGUCAGUGAAGGAAAGGCUAAGGCAAGAAAUUUCAGGGAUUUUGUCCGGGAAAAUGAACAUGACGAGCGUACAAAAUUCAUCGUCUCAAACGUUCAGAAGGGCACAGGCGAAGGAGUUCUUGGUGUCCGUUUGUAUGAUGGCGGUCAACCUAUAGAAUUUGAACCUCCGGGUAGACCUGGAAAGCCUUUUGCAACUGCAAUAAGUGCCUCUGGUAUCACCCUACGAUGGGAAGAAUCCCCAGAGGGAAAAGGAACUGUCCAGAGAUACAUAGUCCACUUCAAAUCUUCUACCGGCGAUUGGAAGUCUUUGCCCACUGUGGGACACGAGAAUAUGAUUUCAGUGAAGGGAUUGGACGCAAAAACUACGUACAUAUUCAAGGUGAACAGUGAAUGCAAAGCUGGUAGGAGCGUUUUAAGUGACACAAGUGACAGUGUCGUUACUGAAGAUCCCACGACUCUCCCCGAAUCAGACCACCUCCACGAAAAGAAGAGUGCAUCAUCCUCAGAUACUCAGAAAUGCAAUUCGAAUGGAGCUAAGGAUUCGCUGUCCUCCAAAUCCAAGAAUGAUGGCAAUGGGACGCAAAAUAGUGAAGCGAUCGGCGGAAACAGUGAAGAAAAUCCUUCAGACCACCCUAACAAGAAACGGAAGAGUAUUGCUCCACAAAAUGAUAAAACUUCACCGAGUAAAGCCAAGAAAAUUUCUGUUCUUCACAAACCAGCUGAAUUUUUUCUCUCCUCCUCAAAGAAGAUGAAAGGUGGCUCUCCAUCGAUUUACAUUCUCCCGAGGGUCAUGAGAAUGAGACGAAGAAACAGCAUGAUUGCCAGACAAAGUAUCGGGAAGCCCCCUAAAAGAGUUCAAGGAAGGCUUAUGGAGAAAGUUCUCAUGGUAGUGGGAGCUACUGGAGCUGGUAAGUCAACGUUGAUCAAUGGCAUGGUGAAUUACAUGUUGGGUGUGGAGUGGAAGGACGACUACCGAUACAAACUCAUCGUGGAGGACAAAGGCGUAUCGCAGGCUUACAGUCAGACGAAGGACAUCACUGCGUACACGUUUUAUCCCCAGAAAGGUUCGGCCAUUCCGUACACAUUUACAAUAGUUGAUACGCCAGGGUUCGGUGAUACAGAAGGUCUGAAGAGGGAUAAGCUCAUUACUAGUCAGAUAAAGGAGUUCUUCUCCAUUUCCCCACCAAAUGGUAUCGACCACCUUGAUGCAGUUGGAUUCGUUACACAAGCUUCCCUCGCACGUCUCACUCCAACGCAAGAGUACAUCUUCAACUCCGUCCUUUCCAUAUUUGGAAAUGAUGUCUCCAAAAACAUCUUCAUGUUGCUGACAUUUGCAGAUGGCCAGAAUCCUCCAGUACUUGAAGCAAUUAGUAGAGCCAACAUCCCAAGUGACAAGUACUUCAAAUUCAACAAUUCAGCCCUUUUCGCCAAUAACGAAGAAACCGAAGACAGCUUCGAUGCAAUGUUUUGGAAGAUGGGUUAUCUCUCCUUUCAGAACUUUUUUGCUGAGUUUGGAAAAGCAGAAAGUGUUAGUCUUCGACUAACUAAAGAGGUGUUGAAUGAACGUGAACAGCUUCAAACCUUGAUUGAAGGUCUGAACCCUCAAAUUACAAUGGGCCUCAACAAGAUUGAAGAAAUGAGGCAAGAAGAGCUUGUUUUGCAACAUCAUGUCAGCGAGAUUGAAACCAACAAAGAUUUCACCUAUGAAGUUGUUGUAACUAAGCCAAAUUAUGUCGAUCUCAAAGGAACUGGGAAACACACCACCACCUGCCUAAAAUGCAAUUACACGUGCCACCAGAAUUGUAAGAUUGCUGAUGACCUCGAAAAGCGUAAUUGUUGGGCCAUGGAUAACACAACUGGUAAAUGCAGAAUUUGUACAUUGAACUGCAUCUGGUCGGAUCACAAAAACCUUCCUUACAUAAUCAAGUACGAAUCAGUCGUGGAAACCAGAACUUCUGCCGACCUGCAAAUGAAGUAUGAAACAGCCGUUUCAGGGAAGUCUAAAGUCGAAGGCAUGAUUGAACAACUUGAAGAGUUUCUUCAAACGGUGCACAGCAAUGUUCUGACCAUGAUAGACAGCGCACAGCAAAGCCUUCGUCGACUGGAUGAAAUUGCCCUGAAACCCAACCCCUUAACUCAAGUGCAGUACCUGGAGCUUGUUAUAGAAUCUGAGAAAAAUGAAGCCAAACCCGGCUGGAAACAACGAGUGGAAUACUUCGAAGAAGCCAAACGUCACGCGGAGAUAUUAUCAAAAGUUAAAGAUGUUAAGGCAGGACAAAAGUUCAUCCAGGAGAAGGCUCGAAGUGGAGAAAAGUGGUAUUCCCGAUUUAAGUUCUGGUGA